Messenger RNA from Sipha flava (yellow sugarcane aphid), 3053 nucleotides. It is a transcript of the gene pan, whose product is annotated as protein pangolin, isoforms A/H/I/S. Bases 46 to 2556 code for a protein of 836 amino acids. The transcript has 10 exons. The record is from RefSeq and is a predicted model, not a curated record. Gene Ontology annotation, cellular component: beta-catenin-TCF complex. Gene Ontology annotation, molecular function: RNA polymerase II cis-regulatory region sequence-specific DNA binding; DNA-binding transcription factor activity, RNA polymerase II-specific. NCBI's taxonomy places the organism in Eukaryota, Metazoa, Arthropoda, Insecta, Hemiptera, Aphididae. Gene Ontology annotation, biological process: canonical Wnt signaling pathway; regulation of transcription by RNA polymerase II.
UACAGUCGUCGCCCGUGCGAUAUGUCCGUCGCUAGAAAGUAACUGAUGAGGAUAAAAACCAGGAGACGACAGGCCUCCGUAAAAAAACCUGUCAAAGUUCGAAUCACCAACGAGUUUGAGUUAGUCAAAAAAUUGGAAAUUUGGUACACGCGAUGGACUCGAAAUGUUGGACGGCCUCUAAGUCCAUUGAACUUGAAGAAGAAAACCAUUAUGAUGUUGAAAAAGCUCAAAGUCUCGACAAACACCAUGUCUAUAAUCACGCUGGAUUGGGUGAAGAAGUUCAUGAAAAAUCGAGGUAAUUUAGAAGGAUACAACGAUGAUGAGGUAUACGCUGGAUUACUUAUUCCUUUUGACGUUUACGGUAUUCCUGAUACAUCAUUGAAUACCGCUGUCAACCCUGAUCGAAAAGUGUGGCUUCUAAUGGCGGGCAAUAAGAGUGGAAGACACAGAACUCGAGUGUUGGUUAUAGGUAAGAGAUGGAGACCUCCUUGUAUGGAGACAGUGAAUAUGUUAGGACAACCUGUUAUAUACGCAGGGGGAGGAGACGGAUUUCCUACACAAGAUUUAUUCAAAUGGUGGUUCGAGACCGAAUUUUGCCCAGUCGCGUUAUCUAUUAACUCAAAAGCUGUGUUGGUGAUGGAUAAAACACCUUUUAUCCCAGAAAAAUGUGAAUAUAACGGAGUUUCAUUGCAACAACAUGAUGGAGAUUCAAUUUCUAAGUCAUCGUUGUUUAUUGAAUUUAAAGCUAUUUACACUGCUUUACUACUUACUCAAGCUUCAUUACAUCAACAACCUGAUAGAUCGAUUCAACACUUUUUCGGAAAAUACACUUUAAAAGAUGCUUUCAUUUUAUUACAUAGAGCUUGGUUACAAGUCACAACAGAAUCUUUUUCGACUUGUUGGAAAAAUUGUACAUAUACUUCAGCAUUAAAGUGUAUUAUUUUAAGUGCACAAUGGUUAGCGCAUGAUCUUGGUUUGGAAGUAUCUGAUGACGAUAUGCUAAUUUGGAUUUUAUCCAACCCCGAGGAAGUAACUGAACCGGAAAAUUUGUCGACAGAUUCCGAGGACAUUGAAAUUCCACCUUCCGCUACUCAAACGGUGGAUUAUCUUAAAAAGGCGUUAUUAUGGGUUGAAACCCAACCGCUUGAACCGUCGUUUGUUAUUGCGAUAAGGGACUUGAUAACUUAUGCUAAACAGGCAAGCAAGAUUGGUUUAGGACCAACCCAUCCGUUCUUUUGCCACAACGGCGAGCAGCUGGGUACCCAACCACCACCCGCCCAUAUGGGCAUACCUCCUUACCAACUUGACAAAGCACCCGGACUUCCAAGGCCCUCAAUGUACCCAUUUCCCACAGGCCAAUACCCGUACCCGUUAUUAAGUCCGGACAUGUCACAAGUUGCAGCUUCAUGGCACACACCAGCCAGUAUGUACCAUCAGAUCUCAUCGGCUGGAACUGGUUUCAGAGGAUCCUACCCACCUUCUUUAGGCCCAAGUCUUACUAGUGAACUGUAUAGGUUUUCGCCAUCGGGUUUGAUGAGUGGUCCAUCACCUCAUCAUCAUUUAUCCCAUCACACUCACCAUUCUCAUCCAGCGAUUGUAACUCCAGGAGUGAGACAAGAUUUACAUACGGAUUCUAAUCACAGGCCACAAAACGACCAUGGUAAAAAUUCAUCGUGCUCGGAUGGUUCAAAGCACCAAGACGCUGUCCAAAACAGUAAUAACCAAGAUAAAAAGAAGCCUCACAUAAAGAAACCUCUGAAUGCAUUUAUGUUGUACAUGAAAGAAAUGAGGGCAAAGGUGGUGGCAGAGUGUACGCUUAAAGAAAGUGCAGCCAUCAACCAGAUAUUAGGGCGACGGUGGCACGCGUUAGGUCGCGAAGAACAGGCCAAGUACUAUGAGCUGGCGCGUCGUGAAAGACAGAUACACAUGCAGCUCUAUCCGGACUGGUCGUCGCGCACUAAUGCGACACGGGCCAAGAAGAGGAAGCGCAAACAAGAAACCCAUGACGGAGGUAAUAACAGCAUGAAAAAGUGCCGUGCGAGAUACGGUCUUGACCAGCAGAGCCAAUGGUGUAAACCCUGCAGGCGUAAAAAACGUUGCAUACGGUACAUCGAGAGCGGCGGUGACUCGGGCAACCAGUCGGACGACAACCAGUCCAACGGCAGCCUGGGCCACUCGGACAACGAAGAGGCCGACUCGGUGUCCAGCCCCGGCGGCCUGAGCGCGCUGUCCAGCCUGACCAGCCCCGGCAUGCUGACGCAAGCCAGCCUGUCGCCGGCCACACCUCUCACCCCACACGUGUCCGAGUACGAGUGCCCGAUGGCCGUGCGCAUGCCACUGGCCGUGGUGGUGCCCACCAGGCACCACCAGCCGGUCGGCACCAACCCACACGACAUCAACAACCCGCUCAGCGUCAACCAGCUCACGGGCGGCGUCAACAACAAGUGCCAUGCCAAGGAACAAAGCGAUCUGAAAACUGGUGUUGUCGUCCAACAACAGCAGCAAUCCGAACAACACCCCAACAACCGGGCCCUGCCCGCCAUUAGCGUAACGUAGCGUAAACAACGCGAAGCAAUAGUACAUUGACACUCGCUCAAUUUAUCGUACAUUUUAACCCCCUAUCUCCCCCCCCCCUUACCUUCGGCUCUAUGUUACUCUCAUACUUGUGUUCUCAUCAUCUCUGCCCGUCUACCUGGCUGUUUCUCUCUCCCUUUCUCUUUUUCACUGCUGCAUUGGGACGAAUCGAUAUACUCGUAAGUAUAUGCGAAUAUUAUAUAUUAUAUGAUACGUGAACGAAAUAAAAAAUGAAAAUAUUCAACAGUACUUUUUGCAAUACGAUAGCAAAUCGUGUCAUGAACGUACAAAUGAGUGUAGCUCUGUCCGUUCAUUUGUUCGUACAUAAUGUAUUCAUGUGUAAACGCGCGCCCGAAAAUAUAACGAUAAAUAAUGACCACGGAAAAUCAAUUGACGCAUACAUUGAUUGAAUAUUUUUGAUUGAAACUCUUCCUUCUUAUAAAAAAAAAAAAAAUACGUUAUUAUUUUUUUGCCAUUUU